Osmerus eperlanus (European smelt) is the source of this 727-nucleotide messenger RNA. It is a transcript of the gene ndufb7, whose product is annotated as NADH:ubiquinone oxidoreductase subunit B7. Lineage: Eukaryota; Metazoa; Chordata; Actinopteri; Osmeriformes; Osmeridae. The record is from RefSeq and is a predicted model, not a curated record. The transcript has 3 exons. The coding region runs from base 164 to 526 and encodes 120 amino acids. Gene Ontology annotation, cellular component: mitochondrion.
UCGUGUUUAUUUCCGUUUUGGAGCGGAAGUAGCUAGCUGGAGUUUGUGGAGGUGACCGAAUGGCAGAUAGCAGAAUUACUCGACAACUCGAGUAAUAUAUCUGUGCAAAGAUCAACAGGAACAUAGAAGUAAUUCUAUUUAUUGUACAAAUCCAGUUGGCGUAAUGGGGGCCCAUCUUGGAAGACGAUAUAUCACCGAGACGGAAACGGAGCCUGACCCGGCCAAGCCGUUUGGAUUCGACCCCGACUUGGGCUUUGACGAAAGGAAAGAGAGAGAGAUGGUGGCGUCCCAGGAGCAGAUGAACCUGGCUCAGCUCCCUGUAGAGCAGAGGGACUACUGCGCCCACCACCUCAUCAAGCUCAUGAAGUGCAAGAGGGACAACUGGCCCAACUUCCUGGCCUGCAAGCACGAGCGGCACGACUGGGACUACUGCGAGCACCAGGACUACGUGAUGCGUAUGAAGGAGUACGAGCGUGAGCGCCGGUUGCAGCUGAGGAAGAAGAGGGUGGAGGCCCAGGCUGCGUGAUGAAGACAUCCUCUCUCCUCCUCCCUCUCUCCUCCUCCCUCUCUCCUCCUCCCUCUCUCCUCCUCCCUCUCUCCUCCUCCCUCUCUCCUCCUCCUCCCUCCCUCUCUCCUCCUCCUCCCUCUCUCCUCCUCCUCCCUCUCUCUCUCCUCCUCUGUGUACAUACCUGCUGUUCGUCACAAUAAACAGACAACCUUCCAACUC